AUGGUGGAACUGCAAAGUGGCUACAAAAUCAAGAAACUUAGAAGUGACAGAGGUGGAGAAUACACCUCCACUGAAUUUCUGCAGUUUUGUGAUGAAAUCGGGUUGGAAAGACAACUAACCGUGACCUAUUCACCUCAGCAAAAUGGAGUUGCUGAGAGAAAGAAUAGGACAAUAGUGGAAAUGAGCAAGGCAAUGAUGAAUGAGAAGAAACUACCUUACAUGUUCUGGGGAGAGGCAGUGAAUACUGCUGUUUACAUUCAAAACAGAUGUCCUACAAAGGCUUUAAAUACCACAACUUCUUUCGAAGCCUUUAGUGGGAGAAAACCUGGAAUUAAACACUUAAGAGUGUUUGGUUCCAUCUGUUUUUGCCAUGUUCCGAGUCAAUUGAGGUCUAAAUUGGCAGACUCAGCUGUCAAAUGCAUUUUUGUUGGCUAUGGAAAAUGUGAAAAGGGCUAUAAAAUUAUUGAGUAUAUCACGGUUCCAAUGAACCUUGAAGACAAUCCUAGAAGUAUUGAAGAAGAGUAUGAAGUCACAGCUUCAUCAACACCAGCAACACAACUUGAAAAUAUCUCUAGCUCAGUUGAGAUAAUCACAGAUGUGUCAAAUGCUGAUUCAUCAGAUGAAUCACCAAGUUCUACACCUGUGAAGCUCAGAGAUAUCACUGAGAUCUAUGCUAGAUGCAAUAUGAGUAUCAUUGAACCAGAGAAUUUUGCAUAA
Messenger RNA from Prunus armeniaca (apricot), 717 nucleotides. NCBI's taxonomy places the organism in Eukaryota, Viridiplantae, Streptophyta, Magnoliopsida, Rosales, Rosaceae. The record is from the annotation of a GenBank genome assembly.